GUUGAAUCUUUCCAAAGUUACAGAAUAAAGUUACAAAAUAAUGAGCUUCAGUGUUGUUAUUUGAUGUUCAUAUUUGAUAGGUACAGGAGUACAUAUGUACGUAAGCCAUUACCACCAGCCACACCGUUUGACGAAUCUAUGUACAAAAUACAAGGUACAAAAGUCUUGGUCCUCGACAUUGAAAUCCGCAACCGCACUGAUCACUUGAGAUCACAGAUCAAGAAAAUCUCAAACCGUCUUUACCCUAUCGCAGAUCAGAUAGAUCUAUUACCAUUGUCGCAAUUCACAUAACGUACAUACGAUCUUGACUCUAGGUACUCCCACCGCCGCAGAACAUGACGGAAAAAGAACGGUCUGAGAUUAUAUGAUUUUCUUCAGCUUCCGAUUACGCGCCUUUGGUGCUUUUCAAUUUCCGACCGCCGGGUCUCGAUAAUGCCUGAGCACCCUGAGCACCUCGACCCGUCUGAACAUGAUACCUUGAGACUGCUCUCACGAUCUCCGCACCCCUAUCAUCACCAGAACUCAGACCUGCUCGACCCAUCCGACCUAUCCGAUCCCUUCGCAUAUAAAUACGCUACAAGACACAAUAUCGAUGCGCCGUCUGCGCUGCGCAAUACCCCAAGAGAAAUUACACCCAGUAGCGACAGUGGCACCGAGGCCGACGAUGAACACUUCCUCAAAGGGUUACCAGCUCCGAAACGGCUGCGAAAGGGGUUACGAGGACGCAAUGAAGUCUUGUCCGGGACUGCCACCCCGAUACCCUCCCCCGCCCUCCUCGAGGAAGAAGGUCGAAAACCGUCCUAUGACUUGAAAAAGGAGACCCAUCAAUGCAAAAGGCUACAUAGCCCAGCUGAUCGAGUGCGGAGGAGAAAGGAGAUCAUCCGUCGCUCUGCCGAAUUGCUCAUCAUUACUUUCCUCGGUCUCAUGCUUCAUACCAAUACCCGUGUUCAGCACAUACUACGCAAAUGGAAUCGAGAAAUCUACACUUGGCUAGGAGUGUCAGCCUUCCUGGUCCUUCUUUACCCCCUGCGGCUAGUGAUAUGGGCAUACUGCCACCGAACGCCCUCGAAGAAGAUACCAAUAUACAUACCACCUUCAUUCGACCUGGCACCUCUCUUUUACCCCCCUGCCAUAACCAUCCUUGUCUCGUUGCUUCUUGCGGUUGAUAAUGAAGCGAUACUGCUACCGAACAUAAUACUCGCUAUCUCUUCUUUACCGCCGAGUCUGAUACCCACCAUUGCAAACAGUGAUUUAGGAUACGAUCCGUUGCAUUGGACACUCUCAUGCUUGCCUCUACUUCUAGGGGACGGCCUCACGAAGUCCAGCAUCUCUCGGAUGAUUAUGGGGGACACCAGCCCUUUUCCGGUAUUUAUUUCCCUCGAAACCGCGACUCUAUUAUACCCCUUACAUCGGAGCCUCUGCUCGGUUUUGCAUUCCCUAACUACCACCAGUCUGCUCACGGCCGAGCUACAGUUAUUAUCCACCUCACUUAUUGGUCUCUUAUUUCUUUCCUCCUCCCCACAGGCAGUGAUCUUAAAAUCAAUGCUUUGGGUAGGAGGACUUGAUAUCCUAGUCUCAUGCAGCCAUGCGAUCAAGUGGGGGAUAUCUUUGGCCCGCGUACCCAAAUGGCGCUUUAGGAGGACAGUUGCGCCAUCUAAGCCGGCUUCCAGCUUUUUCUCCAGCAUUAUGUCGUGGAGAAGGGUGAAGCAUGACCUGUUUCAUGCGCCUGUGGACAAUUCAUCUUGUAGUUCAUGUGAAGCCUUUGAUGAUCCUGAAGACAGCGACUGUCCGGGAUCCAUAACUUCCAAAGGCCCGCUCCGCGUGAAUACUAUAUGCGAUCCAGCCAACCCUACCGGAGCCGAGCAAAACUCACAUCUCACUAGGGAUGUAGGACAUAAGAUCUCAUAUAAUAUUUCGGAGACGAAAGCCGGAUCCGCGCUGCUCCGCCGACAUACGUUACCUAGCGUGCACAGCGCAUCGCGCAAAUCUCAUACUCACACACCGUCCGGUCGAAGGAAGCGGACAGCUUCCUAUACUGUCCGUGCCUUCUUCUCACUCACUCAGGGACAAGCCACGACUCGAAAAUGGAUCUACGCUGCUUAUGUUUACGCCUGUAUCGUGGGUGCCAUAUUCAUCCCACUUCCUUUUAUCGGCAUAAAAAAGGUUGUUGCAGAAGAAGCGCUUCACGGCUACGAGCCUGUGGGCUGGGCGCUAGGCUAUCUAUUCGGAGAUUUACCGCGGUUCAGAUGGGAGGUCGUCAGCCACAACCUAGAACGAUGGAUAUGUCUUCCUUCGAGGCCAGGCGACGAUCUUGAAUAUUUCGAAUCCAUGGGUUCGGUUGAUCGUCUUCGCCAGUUAUAUCUUGGACAGGCUAAUACUCGGCUCGUUCUAAGCGCGUAUUUCGUGGCUACCAUUGUGGUUGGAUUAAUAGUCGUUUUCCGGCUAUCACCUAUCUAUGAGGUAGAUACGCGACGAAAGGUCUUCCAUUUUAUGAUGGUUGCCAUGUUUCUGCCCGCCACUUAUAUCGAUCCCGCGUUUGCGUCGCUAGCAUUAUCUAUCGUCCUCGCCGUUUUCCUUCUUCUCGACCUCCUUCGGGCAAGUCAACUUCCACCAUUGUCGAAGCCCCUGGCCUCCUUCCUCGCCCCGUACGUUGACGGGAGAGAUCUCCGGGGCCCAGUCGUCAUCUCCCACAUCUUUCUUCUCAUUGGCUGUGCCAUUCCUCUGUGGCUUUCGUUAGGUUCACUCCCGCGGACCGGGACUGGUUUUCUAGAAGGCUGGGAGCUGCCCUUCAGAGAAGUUAGCAUGGUAUCAGGCGUCGUGUGCGUAGGUCUUGGCGACGCCGCCGCUUCCCUAAUCGGAAGACGUUACGGACAAAGAAAAUGGCUAUGGGGUGGUGGCAAGAGCCUCGAAGGGAGCGUGGCUUUUGCGUUUGCCGUCUUCUUCGGGCUUACGGCCGCACGUUUCUGGUUGCAUGCUGGCGGCUGGCAACCGACAAAUGGCAAUUCAGACUCAUGGGUCGUCGCAACUCAGAAGAUGGGGAUGAGUGCUGCCACUGCCAGCCUCACGGAGGCAGUCUUGACCGGUGGUAACGACAACGUCAUUGUGCCUAUCGUCCUGUGGACUUGCGUGAAGAGCCUCGGUAUUUGAGUUGUCGUUACAAUAUUAGAUGAAUGAAAGCUGUUUGAAUAAGGCGUCUGGUCAAUGUUUCGGUGUUUGCCGGGAGUUGGGGAGGCCGGUUAGAGAUCGGAUAUACCAGUCAGAUCCUGUUGAUGAUUUUUAAGUGCUACAAUGCAGAGAUGGCGUUAUACGACGAAUGAAGAAGGGGGAAUGAACGAAGACAACCCAUUCCAACCUACCUUACUGAUGGAUUCAUGAUCACGUUCCCCUAGAUAAUAGCUAAUGUGAUAGACUAAGAAUCAUAGAGGGUUGAUCCCCUGCUGAUCGUAGACUUCGAUAAUGUACUUAGGCGAUUAUAGUUGUCCUAGAAAUAGUAUUCAACUAGUCUCACC
This is a messenger RNA of Annulohypoxylon truncatum, 3509 nucleotides long. RefSeq lists its product as uncharacterized. Gene Ontology annotation, molecular function: dolichol kinase activity. The coding region runs from base 433 to 3147 and encodes 904 amino acids. Lineage: Eukaryota; Fungi; Ascomycota; Sordariomycetes; Xylariales; Hypoxylaceae. Gene Ontology annotation, biological process: dolichyl monophosphate biosynthetic process. Gene Ontology annotation, cellular component: endoplasmic reticulum membrane. The transcript is spliced from 4 exons. The record is from RefSeq and is a predicted model, not a curated record.